UUGAGACAAUUAGGUUUCACGAAAAAUGAAGUUAACCCGAUGAAACAAAGAUUAAAAAGGAAACGAAAAAUUAUCUUUAUAUUUACGGAAGACUUACUCGGACGUCAUUCGUCUUAAUGGGAAGCUACUCUAGUGAAUGCUACUUGGGUGAAGAAAUAGAAGAAGAAGAAGAAGAAGAAGAAGAAAAUAAGAAGCAGAAGGAAAUACGAAUAAAGACCGUAUUAUUAAUGGUCUAAUGACUUGUCCGUUGAACCCCAUUGAUCGUGGAUCAUUACGGAAUUACAAAGCGUCAAACGUUCAAGAUUCGUGUUUUCUUUCUUCUCAGAGCUAUCAGACGUGACGUUAAAUCGACAAGUAUAAUUUGCGUUGGAAAUUGCGAAACGUCCUCGUUUGGUCGACGCGUUUCCUUAGAUACGAAGGAUGGAAACGAAGCUGCGGAAUAGAGAAAGAUAAUCAGCUUCAUGUUGUCCCGAUUUAUACGAGAGCUUUCAGUGGAUAGUGUCGUGGAAGAAAGAGGAAAGCAGAAGGGGGGGUCGAACUCUAGCGUGUCGGUUUUGUGACCGUUUGCUCAGCGGGCUUUGGAAAAGUCCCGCGACGGUUCCUAUUACAAAGUGGUCACCAUCGAGGGUGGUGAACGUAAUGUGACAACUGUAGGUGAAGAGAUGACGGUGACUCCGUCGACUUCCGAUGUCGCUGACAAGGCAGUCUCGACGGAUGAUGGUGGCAGUGGAAUGGAGGUGGCACGUCUCGAAGCCGUCCUCGCUGCUCUGGUGGAAACGAAGGUGGAGGCGAUUAAAGCUUCCUCGGCUUUGAGCAAGCGUUCCGGUAGCGCACCGGCUAGUCCUCGUCGGCUUAGACUGACUUCAACAUCGACUGCCUCCUCUUCGCUGAAUCACCAACAUCGAAGAAAGGGUCAUCAUCAUCAUCAUCACCACCACCAUCACCACCAUCAUCACCAUCAUCAUCGUAAGAGGCACGAUUCCGCUCCGUGCAACGACUUCAUUGGAGACGCUACGGAACAUCAUGAACAUAAUGUCCAUCACGGUAAAACGAGGCGACAAGCAUCAGAAAGUCCACGACGUCCAAGGAAAAAGCGCAAACACUCGAAAAGCCCGAAUAUUCUUCACGGCGUAGUACAGGACGUCCAAACGGGUCUUGAUUCACGUUUAGAACUUUUUGGAAUGGACGGUGAUCAGGAUCUUGCAUUGAUAAACUUUGAAAGGACUCGAGAAACUCUCAGCGAUUCCUGCGAAUACUCGCAGUUGCACCGAAGUGCCUCCUACUUUCCCCAAAGUACAGCUCAAUUAAAGAUCCACUACGACGACGACGAUUAUGUGGCGUUGAACAUAGCGGACGAGUUGGAAGAAGAGGAGAUCUUGAGCGGUACCGAAAAGAUCGAGGCACCUCGGGCGAAGUAUCAUCGGCCCCGCAGAAAGAGGAAACGGAAACGACGUAAAGUUAUCAAUACGGGUCCUCAAGAAGAACUCGUCGAUCCUGAAGAACUUCCACCACGCGCUCGUUGGACGAUCGUUGCGACAGCCUGCCUCCUUCUUACAAUGUCUUUACUCUUAGUCGGAGUUACGCUCAGAAUGGCACCAAUCAUCGACGAUAUGGUGCGCAGAGAGAACGAGGAACUGUUGAAUUCCCUGAACAGAGUUUUCGUGACCGAAAACUCGACAAUGCCUCUCUAAAGAAGACGUUCUAAGGCGAAAGAAUGGCUCGUUUUGAUGCGCCUUUUGAAGAAGUUUGGCAAGACGACAGAAGAAAAAGAGAGCGAAAGAAGCGGAAAAGUAUCGUGAGGAAAAACUUAACUUCGAAGUGCCAGGAUCAGAGGUCGUUUCUCAAAAGCAGGCAAAGUUUUAUUACGAUUCCAUUUUACCCGAAACAUCUUAGGUAUAGCGGGGAACAGGUCGAAUUUAAUUUGUCAAUGUCGACGCGGUACGAGGCUAAUUUUUCGACUCGACCGAUAAAAUACGAAUUUCGAACUAUCUGUAUAAUCAGAUAGAGUCCUAUAAUUUUAACCUCGUUCUUUCCAAGGUACGUCCAUCUCUCUUUUUCAUUGAAUUAUAUAAUUUGGAGGACAUUCUCGGGAAGAGUCAAGUAUAGGUAUAAUCGCGUCGAGAAUGAAAAAAGCGUAUUAAAGAAAAUGAGAAAAAUCUGCAAAAAAAGUUACUCGCGUACAUAUAUAUACGUCGCCUUUGUUAGCUCGUUAUUGUUAUUGGCGCGGUAAAUGGAUGACCGUGUGAGCCUUGUUACGAUAUAUGAAACUGCGUUGUACGUUCUUUCAAUGCACGAAACUUUUAUUCGAAAUAACAAACGUAAUCCGACUCGUUUUGCGGAAUAGAUUUCGUAUACCGACAACGAAAAGAGAUGUUUAAAAGACGUUCGUGAAACUCGAUUUAAAUUCCUUGUUGGAAAAAGAAAUCAAAAUAUCGGUAUUUCUGCUGUUCUUCUAUGGAUAUGUGUAAAUGAUAGUUUGUUACAGAUUUCCCUUUACGUUUAUUCUUAUUUCGUUUCAAGGUAUUACAUUAGUGAACGAAAUUAGAUAAAAUUAUUUUCUUUUUUUUUUAGUUGUACAACACCAGAUUAAAAUCUAUUUCAAUCGUGAUUUACUAGCUUUAAGUGUUAUAUAGUAAUCCACAUCAAAUUAUUAAUGAUCAAGGAAUAACAUUAUGGAUUUAUCUAUCCCUUUUUUAAAUCGUUAGUCUUUCGAUCGUGUAGAUUUAUUUUCACGUAGAACUGCAAUGUAUUUUUAGAAUUUUCAUUAUAAAAGUCUUCCACUUUAGAGGAAAUUAACGUGACAAAUAGUUGCUAGGAAGAGAAACUGUUCGGUUCCUUUUUCCCAAGGAAUAUACUCAUGAAUGACAGAUCUUUCGAAUUAAAUAUUUAUUACGAAGCAUUGAUCGUUAGAAAAGUAGCCAGAGUAAUCGUUGUUGUCAAUUGUUUGUAAAAUACAAGCUGUCGGAUGUUACGAGAAAGGGCGUUCAUUAAAGAAUUGUAUUAUCUUAGUAUCGCUUUAAGGGGAAUUUGAACAAGAUUUAAUUAACAAGAAUAUUAUCGCGAUUAAAAAAUUUCUCUGCUUGACAGGAUUCUCAUAUUCAAAACUUAUUAAUUUUAACGAUCAGAGAACGGUCUUCUUUGCAAAACGGUUAAACAAAUAUAAUUAUUUGUACUCCUAUGCACUUAUAUAUUUUACUGUACGUAUAUGCACAGAGAGUUAAUUUGUAUAAAAAAUUAUAUAAAAUAAUCGUGAUAAUUUUCUUGUUAAUACAUGCAAUUCACCCUUGGAUAAUAGUAUUAUAUCGUGGUUGAUGUAAUUAUCGCACGCAUAAUUGAAAUCGUGCAAAAUAAUACAAAUAUAAUGUGCGAGAUGAUAAAUUUAUCGAUGAUUAUAAUGUUUGAUUUUGAUUGUUUGUCCAUAAGAUGCAUAUCAACAUCGGCUGCGUACCAAUGAAACGAUAGUUUUAUCGCAACUAUAUUGUUCGAGAAAAUCUUAUGCAUGUCACAUUUCUUAUCGUCGUUUCAGAUUUAGUCGCAGUCAAAGGAUAAAUUUGAUGAUUGGCAAGCAUCGGUAUAACUUUCAUCGUUUAACUACGAUAUAAGCCGGUAGUUUCUGAGACCUCGCCUUUUAGAAAUAAUAAUUUAACAAGUAAAAGGUAACUCUGAAUUUUGCCAAAAAGAAAUCGUAAAUCGUAAAAGGAACAUUCGACACGAUGUAACGAUUAAUUGAUAAUUGUCGAAACGAUGGAUCGAAACGAUGUCGUACGAGAAUUCGAUUUAAGAGGAAUUAAUUAAUAAUUGACGUAAUGUACUACUAUUUUUCUCGAUCGAAGCAAAUCGAUCUUUCACGAAUUCAACGCGUGCGAAAUACGACACGUGUGUGAUUCCGCUCAAUCUGAACAAGUCGAGAUAAAAGUUACUUUUCUAGUGUAUACGUAAUUAAUUCGCAUUGUACGUGUACACGAUUACUAUUGAUUAAAAAUCGAAAAUAAUAUCAAUGAAAAAAAGAACACACACACACAUAUAUAUAUAUAUAUAUAUAUAUAUUGAUACGUGUAAUUUGUUACACGAAGAAUAAAACAAUAUUGAAAUAAUCGUGUCGAAAUAUGAACGAACCGUAAAAGAUAAUGUUUACUAGGUUAUAAUUCAUACGUACUUUGUAAUAUCGAAUAAUACGCGUUAUUAGAGAUUAAUGAUAUAUGUUAUAUGAAUAUUUAGUUUAGUAUAAAAUAUUAGCAAUCACACUAUGAAAUGAUAUUUAAGCAUAAUUCGAUAAAUGAAUUGUUUUAUCCAUCGAUACUCGACCAAUUUCUAUCUUGUCAAUUCUUGUCUUUUACGCCGAAUUAUCAAUUUUGCUAAUAUACUAUUUCUCUUAUUAUUCUAAAGGCAGCCGUCCUCAAGAAAUGUUGCUCUUCUCAGGAGACGGAGAGGUCGAACAGGCAAGCUUAUGUCGCGAGAUUCUUCGAAAUUAAAGAUCAUAUUCAGAGAAUGAUUUGUUGAUAAAAAAUUUCAUUAAAAUUAUACGUAAUAGUUCUGUAAGCCUUUUCUCCUCUGUAGGCUUUUUGUUCCUUAUCAGAUCAUUUUCUUCGCUUCUUUCAAUUAUCAGUAGCACAGCCUCUCAAGCUAAUAGUCAAUUCUUUAUCAUGGAUUCUUUAAAUGUAUUUGUUAAGAUCGAUUCGAUAUUAUUUUCAUGCUCGUAAAGGCACUCUCUGAAUAUGCAUCCUAGCGCAUUCUAUUGAAAUUGUUGAAUAGAUAAGUUAAAUUUUUAAAGUAUAGCACUCUCUAAAGAAACGUUGUAUAGAAAACAAUGGCCGAUUAUCGAGGUAUUAUCGAAGCUUUCGAAAAUGUAUUUGCGUCGCACAAUCCAUCAUCGACCCUGCUCGUCGAUAUUUUCCAAUAUCUCGUAGGACUAGGUGAUUGUAUCUCGAGAAACAAGGGAUUAUCGACUUCGUAAGAUGAUUUUUUAUCUUCUCUUCUUUACGUGAAAAUCGAAAAUUCAAUCGCGACGAGUAUAAUUCUCGACGACCCGUUGCACUUUGUUAGAUGAUGAAUAAAACGUUGUUACGAACAGUGAGUGUAAUCAUCGGUACUUACGCUAGCUACGUGUAGAGUUACAACUGUAAUCGUAGAUCGUUCAUACUUUGUGGCCGGCAUUGUCAAGACAAUUUCGCGGUCAAUAUGUUUAGUAGGCCAUCGCUAUAGAUAUUUAUCGUGCGUAUUUUCUAAAAAAAAAUAUAAGACCCGUUUUUCUACUUGAAACCGACCCGGAUAUUUUCGGUAUUACGAACAAGCAACAAAUGUUAAGUUAUUGAUUUCUGACAGAGAACACAGUUUAAUAUCAAAGAGGAAGAAGAGGAUAAAUACAGUACUUCUUGGAAAAGUGAUCGUCAAGGGAUCUAAUUACGACCAACUAACCGAACCGAGCUACUAUAGACAGACUAGGUCUAUCUUGCAAUCUUAUGGAUUUUAAACAUCAUGGAAUGUUCUCUACCAAGCGACACGUGGCGUGUAAAAAAUUGAUCGCUACAGCCUAUGCUCUGUCGUAGCGAUCUUGCACGACGUGCGUCAUAAUUUCACAUAUAUACCUAUAAAAUAUGCUAGUUGUAGAGACAAAUUGAACAUAUUACGUUGUGUAUCACACGUGUAAUACUGGUCGUUGGUAGAGUAUUCAGAAUAGAAUUCGUGACGGUUCGUGUGCGCUCGCCACUGGAGGAACUCGCAUCAAACCAAUUUUCGAAACUAUGCCUUUCAUACAGUAAGUAUGUCCUCUUAUCUAAUCUCCAGCAUCCAGCUGUUCAAGAAUUUAAAGCUUGCCGAAUAGGAAGUUUUAUUCUGGUGAGUUUGCUAGGAGACGCUAAGGUUUAGCCUAAACGCAUCUUCCUUUUUCUUUCUCAUUCAUUCGUCCUUUUCUCUAUUUUCUUUUACAUCUUAUAUUUGGACGGCAGUUUUGUGUCCAUAAAAAAUUCAUUGCAAUCUUAAAGAAUUGUUAUUCAAGCCAAGAAUGCUGCUUGUAGCGACAAAGAAGAAACGUGACGAGGAAAAAUGUGAUCACUUAUGCCAGAGGUACUGUGUACAGUAUAAAUACAAUAUUAUACGCAGACGCAUAACGAAUGAUUUUCAUUUCUCUAACAAACGAGUAUAAAGUUUCCAUUAGAAUGAUGUUACUUGCUUUUUCUGUUUACCUUGUUUAUUCUAACAAUAUUUCUACAAUUUAUCGAACAUUAAUUAUGAUUUAAUUUCAUACAUUAAAUGUUUCAUUCGUUAUGGUUGAAUAUUUAUAAUGUCAUCUUUUACGUUUAGUCAUUCUCGUAAUUACUUUAGUAUUUUAUAGGCAAUAUUUUUAAUAUUACCGUCAACAGACUUUUUCCAACCGAGAGAGAAAGUAUUUAGCAUUGCAUAGCUUGUGAUAUGCAACGUGUACGUGUGUGUGCGUCUGUAUAUACGUGGGAAUGGUUCGAGUAUAAAAAAUCCUCCUAACGUUCUCGGUUGAGGAGAAACGCAGAGAUGCAGAUUUAAACAAUUUGGCCUAACGCGAAAAGUUUCUGCCGUUAGUUUCAUCUUCUGACGAGUGUGAAUCUGUAAUUGAGAAGAGCGAUGAUGUGGUCUUGAUUCACAAUACGUAUACAGGGUGUUAAAAAAAAUGAAAAUCUGGAACAUUAACAGCUCGGUAAAAUUAUUAAACAGUGCUUAAUAACAUAGAAUCAAUACGUGCAUAUUUAUUGUUGCAACUUUUUUAUCCUUUUACAGAAAAUUUAUUGAUUUGAUGCCCUGAAUCGAUGAAACAUUAUUUAUCUUUCUUGGUUUUAGCUUUUAAAUUUUUUAUAACACCCUGUAUAUUCUCAAUGCGAUAAUCUAGACUAGCGUGUUGUCGACACGGUGACGUAGGAGCGCUAGUCGUUAGUAGCGUGCACAUUUACAUAAAUUACCAUUUCAGUAAGUUGAAAUUUGUAUCGGAAGUAAUAAGUAUCUCGAUCUUUAGAUUUCGUUUAUAUUGAAUUAAGCGGAGAAGAGAUAAAACUUAACGAAAAAACAUUGAAAAUUCACGCGAAUUUUGAUAAAGUCUCUUAAAACAGUAAAUUAAUAUUGUAAAACAUAUAUUUCUUUAAUUAAUCCUGAGAAAGGAUCCUCGCUCGCUCUGGUUUCUGUUCAGUUUUGUAUCUCGAAGAGAUUCGGGACACAUUGGAAAUACGUAUUACGUGAAAUAAAUUUACAAACGUUUAUAGUCCCAUUAGGCUUUGAAAAAAAUGAUAUCUGUUUGUUUUUGUAAUAAUAAUAAUAAUAAUAAUCAAUAAUGUUGCACACAUACAGUUAAAUAAUAUGGUAAUAAUAUAAUAUUGUAAUAUAGUAGUAAUAUACAUACUGUAAUGAAAGAAACGAUAAUUAUUAGGAAAAGAUAACUGCUAGGGAAAAAAUGUUUAGUUUUAUAUGUCCAGAUAAUCCUGUUCCUACGUCGCCAAGAAGUUCACAAAUGUAAAGCCAAGUACCAUUAUAACAAUAUGUAAGAUAAUUGCGAUGAACUUUCGAGCGAGCAGUCUAGCCUGUAUGGAGACAACGCGUGUGCCAAAGUGAAAAAAAAGUCAUUAUUGUAUCGAAAUAAAAUUGUAUAAAGCGUCACCUUUUCCUUCGACAAUCAAAAUGCAGUGUAUGUUGUAUCGCGUGCAUAUUUUUGUGCAAUAAAUAAGAACAUAUGCCAAUUUAUCGCUCAGAAUGCUUUACAUAUGUCGUAUUGAAAAAAAAGAGAAAAAAAAGAAAGAGAAAGAAAAGGAAAGGAAAAGAAAGAGGGAUCUACGCAUUGUGAACGUGAUGCAGGAACUGUUUCUGGUAUUUCUAAAUUGCGAAGUGAUUAAUUUUUCAGGUUCCAUUGCUCCCGCUUCUUCUCUUGUCUUCUUGCGUUUCUCUAAAGGUAGAAAAAUGAUCAAAAAUGCAGUUGCUCCUUUAUCAUUCGUCUAGAAAUUGAAAUAUAAACCGUUUCCGUUCUUUCAUUUUCUUAAAAUAAAAUUUAGGUGUGCGAUUAUUCGAAUUUUUCGUUUCUUCGAAAUUUUGCAUUCCACUCGCUGUAAAAAGAUAAAAAUAUUUAUUUAGGAGGUAAGUAACCAGCAAAAUCGAGUAUCGCAAAAUCGUAUUGAAAAUAUAGAAAUCUAAUUACCGUAUGCCAGCGUAGAAUAUUAUGCAUUUUCCAAUAAAAUAUUGAUCAGAAAAUGGGUUUCGAAGUUUUAAGAAUAAUGAAACGAAUUGUACGAUCUAAUACGAUAAAUCUGAAUUUCUUCAUUGCGAUCACACGCAACAAGCGGUUAUUUUAUUCAAAGAGAUAACACUUUAUUAAACAUUUCUAUCCACGACAAAAAACGAGUACGUUAUUAAUACAACAGGCAUAAGCAGAAGGAUUUAUCUUAGGAAAUCAUAAUAAUAAUCUCGAAAAUGAGAUGUGUAUCAUAUUGACGAUGUUGUAAGAUGUUAAUGGAUGAAAUAUUAAGAUUUAUGUUUCUAUAUUGUAAUAACAUUUAUGUAUAAUGGUUAUUAUAAUGCAAAAAAUAUACAUACUAGUUGUCCA
Bombus pascuorum is the source of this 8551-nucleotide messenger RNA. Its product is annotated as lateral signaling target protein 2 homolog. The transcript has 4 exons. Lineage: Eukaryota; Metazoa; Arthropoda; Insecta; Hymenoptera; Apidae. The coding region runs from base 663 to 1691 and encodes 342 amino acids. The record is from RefSeq and is a predicted model, not a curated record.